Molecule: messenger RNA, 3631 nt
Organism: Phyllopteryx taeniolatus (common seadragon)
Lineage: Eukaryota; Metazoa; Chordata; Actinopteri; Syngnathiformes; Syngnathidae
Gene: arhgef7a
Product: Rho guanine nucleotide exchange factor (GEF) 7a
Exons: 24
Coding region: 588-3185 (865 amino acids)
Biological process (GO): intracellular signal transduction
Molecular function (GO): guanyl-nucleotide exchange factor activity; protein binding
Source: RefSeq, a predicted model, not a curated record
CCUUACUUGAUCUAUCUCGUCGCCCAGUCACUUGAAUUAACUCUUGACACAUUCCCGCCUAAACAAACAAAGGCGGAAGUGCCAUCGUGGCGAGGAAUGUCACUUUCGAAAAAGACACCGUCGAUGGGACCGUCUGGGAUUUUCUUUUUUGAAAAUCAUUGUUGUCCUCAAACGAACCCACUCGCGUCGCAGAGACACGUUUAAUGUGAUACCUACACAUCAUCAUGGAACAAACAACAUGAAGGGGCACGUGAAAACACUCAGCCCGACCCCCUCCCACACGCGUGCGUGACGUCAUCGAGUGGUCGAGCAUCAGCAGCGAGUCUGACAGAUUGCGGGAGGGGAAACACACCACCGAGGAAGGGAAGGAACCGGAGCACUCCCUCCCUCUCCACCCCUCCUCCUCCUCAUCUCUCUCUCUCUCUCUCUCUCUCUCUCUGUCGAUCUCUUCUUCUCAUCAUUCCUGUGGAUGCUCCGGGAUGACAGCGUGAAGCGGGGCCAGGAGCUGUCGAGGUACACGCGCCCCCCCCCCCCCCGACCCCCCCACCCCCGCCCCUCUUCCUCCCUUCAUCGACUCGGAUGCGGACAUGAAUUCGGCGGAGCAAACGGUGACAUGGCUCAUUACGCUCGGCGUGCUCGAGUCGCCCAAGAAGAGCAUCGCGGACCCCGAGGCUUUCCUGCACAGCUCCCUCAAGGAUGGCGUGGUGCUCUGCAGGCUCCUGGAGCGCCUCAGCCCCGGAUCCACGGAGAAAAUCUACCAGGAGCCCAAGAACGACGGCGAGUGUCUGAGCAACAUAAAGGAGUUUGUCAAGGGCUGCACAUCUUUCCGCGUCGAGCCGUUUGAGGCCAGUGACCUGCUGCUCGGCCUGAACUUCUCCAAGGUGUUGAGCAGUCUCGUGGCUCUCAAUAAAGUGACGGCAGAUAUUGGCGUGGGCAGUGACUCGGUGUGCGCCCGACACUCUUCCGCCCACCGCAUCAAGUCCUUUGAGUCUCUGGCCUCCCAGGCUUCACUGGGUCGAUCCUCCAAGCUGCUGCAGAUCCAGUUUCGCAGUCUGGACAUGUCAGAGAACAGCGGGCAGCAGCUGCUGGUGAAGGCACGUUUCAACUUCCUGCAGACCAACGAGGAUGAGCUCACCUUCAACAAGGGUGACAUCAUCGGUGUGACUCGUCAGGACGACGGGGGCUGGUGGGAGGGGACCCUCAACGGCAAGACGGGAUGGUUUCCUAGCAACUACGUCCGUGAAGUCAAAGGCUCCGACAAACAAGUGUCCCCCAAGUCUGGUACCCUUAAAAGUCUGCCUAAAGGCUUUGACACAUCUGCCAUUAGCAAGACCUACUACAACCUGGUGUUGCAGAACAUUUUAGAAACCGAGACUGAGUAUUCCAAGGACCUCCAGAGCCUCCUAACAAAUUACCUGCGGCCUCUUCAGAGCUUUGAGAAGCUGAGCGGCUCUGAUGUAUCUCUGAUCCUGGGAAACCUGGAGGAGAUCUGCACCUUCCAACAGAUGCUCGUCCAAUCAUUGGAGGAAUGCACCAAGCUUCCAGAGAGUCAGCAAAGGGUGGGCGGCUUCUUCCUCAACCUCAUGCCCCAAAUGAAGGCUCUUUACGUGGGUUACUGCUCCAACCACCCCUGUGCGGUUAACGUGCUCACGCAACACAGCGAGGCGCUGGGGGAGUUCAUGGAGGGCAGAGGUGCGGUCAACCCCGGGAUCCUCACACUGACCACGGGCCUGAGUAAACCUUUCAUGAGACUGGACAAAUACCCCACCCUGCUCAAAGAGCUGGAACGCCACAUGGAGGAGAGUCACCCUGACAGAAGUGACAUCCAGAGGUGCAUGGCCACUUUCAAACAUCUAUCUACGCAGUGCCAGGAGGUUCGCAAGCGUAAGGAGCUUGAGCUGCAGAUCCUGACGGAAUCCAUCCGUCUGUGGGAGGGUGACGAUAUCAAGACCCUGGGCUCUGUGCUGUACAUGAGCCAGGUGCUGGUGCACACUCCUGGGGCGGAGGAAAAGAGCGAGCGUUACCUCAUGCUCUUCCCCCACGUCCUCCUCAUGUUGUCGGCCAGCCCCAGGAUGAGCGGCUUCAUAUUCCAGGGAAAACUGCCUCUGGCCAGCAUGUCGGUGAGCAAGCUCGAAGACUGCGAAGCCCACAAAAAUGCCUUUGAGCUCAGCGGCUCCAUGUUUGAGCGUCUUCAGGUGUCGUGCGCCAACCAGCAGGAUCUGCAGGACUGGGCGGAGCAUCUGACGCGGCAGAUCAAGCACACUGCAGCCACAGCGCCGAGCCACAAACCUCUCAAUGUUCCCUGCCACACGCUUCCAUCCCAUCCCGUCACCCCGUCCCGGCACGCGGAAGGGAGGGCCAUGACGGUGGCUCCCACCUACCACACCCUGCCUCACCCUUCCUCCCAUGGGACGUCUCACAGUACCAUGAUGUGGGGCCCCCUGGAACCUCCAAACACCCCGAAACCGUGGAGCUUGAGCUGCCUGCGGCCCGCACCCCCGCUGCGGCCCUCUGCAGCCCUCUGCUAUAAGGAGGAUCUAAGUAAAAGUCCCAAGAGUGUCAAGAAACUCCUUCCCAAGCGCAAGCCAGAGAGGAAGCAGUCUGAGGAGGAGUUUGCCUUGAGGAAGAGCACCGCUGCUCUGGAAGAAGACGCCCAGAUCCUAAAAGUCAUUGAGGCCUACUGCACCAGCGCCAAGACCAGGCAGACGCUCAACUCCACCUGGCAGGGCACCGACUUGAUGCACAACCACGUGCUGGCCGACGCGGAUCGGCCCUCCGCGGACUCGCCGGGCCGCCGCAGCAGCGUGUCGCGGCCGGAGUUGAGCUCCGACCUUUCGGAGGACUCGGACUACGACUCCAUUUGGACCAGCCAUUCUUACCGAAUGGGCUCGGUGCCGCGCAAGAGCUACCCACGGAGGGAAACGGGGCUGCAUGUGAUCGUUCCCGGCGAGGACAAAGUCCUGCUGGAUGACUCCAGUCGCAACGGACAAAGUGCAGUGGAAGAGAAGAGCCUUGUGGACGUGGUGUACGCCCUGAGGGAUGAGGUACAAGAGCUAAAACAGGACAACAAAAAGAUGAAGAGGUCGCUGGAGGAGGAGCAGAGGGCCCGCAAAGAUCUGGAGAAGGUUGUCAGGAGGGUGUUGAAGAGCAUGAACGACCCCACGUGGGACGAGACCAACCUAUGAGACUCGGCUUGUGCUCUCUUUCACGAUCCCGUGCACGUUUGAACCGUUUCAAGACAUUCCGCAAACAUGAACGACAUCUCCAGUCUGUCCACCGAGGCGGCGAAGACAACUCGGAGACAUGCGCGCCUCCUGUUUACAAUCGUUCCACUGGAUACCCUCUGGUGCUCCAUGCAUGGUACUGAUACACUAUGACGUUAUGGAUCAGUGUGAACCUCUGCCAUCCUAUUUCAUAACUUUUCAUGUCUUAUGUUAUUUAAUUUUUUAUGACUUUCUGAGUCUCUUUGCCUUGUUGUAUAGGCUUUCUUUUUUAUUUUGCUGCAUGUUUAGUUUGCUAUUUGAGUUGCUGUGUGUGGGCAUGCUGAGGAGAAUGUUGCAUUGUUUAACUUGUAUAGUGUAAAUAUGGCACACAAAAACAUUGUUUUGGGAUAAAUAAAAAAGGAUCUGCA